GCGCUGCUUUCUGCUGCGACAUGGAAUUCCGCUCCGCGCGGCGAGCGGUGCUGCAACUGCUUCGUACCGUGGCCCCGGCAGACCUCCCAGCGCUGCUCGACUGGAUGCGAACUACCCGAGAUUUUGAUGAGUUCACUCAAGAUAAUAAUGACAGUAUGUUGAAAAACAUAGCAGAAGAUCUUCGGAAUUGCUUACCUCUAGAAACCAUGCUUUCCUCAGAACGUCUGGCUCUCCAAAAAAUACAGCAGCGUCCAGAACCCACAGUUCACGUUGAUGCAUUCCUUUAUGAUGAAGAUGUUAUUGAUUCAUUAUGUGAGGAAGGAAAAAUGAGCAGAAACUACUGUAUGGUGUGUGGCUCACACCAGACUGCACCUUUAGGGUUUAUUUCUCAUUCCUUCUCUCUCAUGGAAUUGAAGUUCAUUUAUCAUCAUGUACUCCCUGAUCUGUCGGGAAAGCUCUUGGUUGACGUUGGCUCCAGGCUUGGCACAGUCCUUUAUGGGGGUUAUCUUUACAGUUCAGCAUUGCAACUAUAUGGAGUAGAAUUGAACGGAGACUUUUGCCAGUUGCAGGAAAUGAUCAUAAAAAAAUACCAUUUCACUGACAGAAUAAAGGGAGAAACAAAAGUGCUGAUUGAAGUUCUUGUUUUUAUUAUUGAACUUAUUGGGUUGACAUUGGUUGAAGUUCUGAUUGAAGCACUUGAAGUUCUGAUUGAAGCACUUGAGAGCACUGUGGGCUUCACUGUUGAGUGAUCUCAUUUGGGUAAUUAAUUUGUUGGAGAACAUCUGAUGAAAUAUCUUAAGAUCUCCCCUCUGUGGCCCAUCUGAUUGCCCAGAGAAAACCUUUCCAAUCUCCUUACUGAAUGGCAGGCAACAUCCUGGGAACUGAGUGGUAGCAGAAAAGAACUUGAGAGAGGUGUGGGGUUCUCAAUAUCCUGUCUGCAUAUUUCCUUUGUUUUCAGUAUAUUAUCAUUUCCUUCAACUAGGGCUGGUGUCGCCUGGCCCAGAGACCUUCUGUUUUUCCCUUUCCAGAGAAUAAACUUCUGUUCCUUUGCUGGGGUUGCAGAAAGGUAUAUAGGGAACUGGCUGUUUCUUAAACGAACUUUCAACUAAAUUAUUUUUAGCUUUUCUUCUUACUCCUUCAGCCAGAGAUAUCUGGUACCACCAAUUAUGAGCCUUUUGAAGAUUCUGUAGUAUAAAUCACAUUUAGGUCUUAGCUUUCUGUAUUUCUACCUUAAAAAUCAAUUUUCUCAAAUCUCCUAAAUUCCUUAUUACAUCCCCCUUUUUUUUCUAACAUAAAUUUUAUGUAUUUCUAUUGCCAUUCUUCCCAUCCUUGGAGAGUAUACCUUAUAUUUAAAAAACCUGUUGUUAUAAUGGGGUUUCAGGGAAGUACAAGAGUAUGUACAUGUGUCAUACCCAUGAAAGACCCAUUGAUUUAAAUUCUUCUUUCUUCCCUUUCCUCCAGGCUAUAAGUAACCUUUCCUUCAUUCAUAUCCUGUUGUGUGUUUUUUUGGAUGGCACUUUAUAUAGAGUUACUGGCAUAGCUGUUUCAUCCCGUUACUAGAUGAUAACGUAUUUGAGAGUAGAUAUUAUAUCUCAUUCAUCAUGAUAUAUCUCCCUGCACGGUAUCUAGUAUGUAGGAGAUGGCCAUUUCGAAAUUGGUUAAAUUUAUUUUGAUUGCUUUGUGGUCUCUGUUUUUAGCAUUCCAGUUUGUCCAGACCAUUUCUGGGGUUUCCCUGGAACCUCUAGAGCAAGCACCUCUUUCGUUUGCCAUAAUUAAUUGAUCCACCUGAUUCUUUUUUAACUUACCUGUGGGGUAGAGAUGGAGGGAGUGAACAGAGAUGGGAAAGAAAAAGAGGAAAUUGUAUGAAAGCUAUGUUAUAUCAAUAAGGUUAAUUUACAUAACCUAUUUUAUAUCUAAGUUACAUAUUUAGAAGUUUAAAGUGAUUAACUAUUUUUUUCUGUUUAGGAACAUGUCCCACCUAUGCUUCAGAGGUUCCAGACCAUCUUAAUUUAAAUUAUUUGAGUAUUUUUAUUACUUAAAAAAGGAGAAAGUAAUUUUUAAAAUCAGUCCCCACAAUAUUCUGAAUAUUUUAUAUUUGUAAGACCAAGUGUUUAUUUGGAAAGAAAUCAUGUGAUACAAAGUAGUUAAACUUUUUCUCUUUAAAAUAAAAUUUGUUUGCCCUGGCCAGGUGGCUCAGUUGGUUGGAGCAUCGUCCCAU
This is a messenger RNA of Miniopterus natalensis, 2218 nucleotides long. RefSeq lists its product as uncharacterized. Gene Ontology annotation, molecular function: methyltransferase activity. Lineage: Eukaryota; Metazoa; Chordata; Mammalia; Chiroptera; Miniopteridae. The record is from RefSeq and is a predicted model, not a curated record.